GGGCCGAACGGUGAGCGCGGUCACGUGACUGCAACAGCCAACCCGCCAAUUGGAGCGGUCGCUGGGAUCGCCGAGCCCGCAGCCCGAACGUGCUGGAGCUGGCGGUGCGGACUCCGUUGAGUUGAGGGAGCACAACUCGUCUGCUGAAGAGCAUCCUCGCUUGCAAGCUUCCACAGCAGUUGCUAGUGUGCUCAUGCAACCUGUAGUGGUUCUCCCUGUGCGCUGACCGCGUUCGGCCAUUAGGACUUGUCGGACUCGGCCUGGGGCUGCAGUUCGUGCCAUCGCAGGCGGCCCCCAAGCCGCAUGCUUACACGGGAGCGGCACAACGCCACGACGUUUGCGGCCUAGCACGACAUGACGACCUGCAUCGAUCCCAAGUCCAAGUUCCUAAUUUUGGCUAGAGCCAUUGAAGGGCCUCGUAAAGAGCAGAGCCACGUCUUGUCGUUGCGAUGGAUCGCCUUACUCUGCCGAAGCUGGCCUUGCUCACUUCCUCGAUUCAAUUGCAGGCCCUUUGUCUGUCAACUCUCACCUCUCAUCAUGGUCUUGCGUUGACGCCUGACAUCUCUCUCUAUGCGACCGGCGGUGGGAAGCCAUGGCCAAGUCGGACGCUGACAACGCGGCCAGUAACAGCUCGCGUCCCAUCUUCUUCUACAGCAGUGAGAAGGACUUGUGCGCUGCGCGCGACUUUGCGUUCAGCGCGCCGAACAACACCGAGUUGGGCGACCUCUGCGUGUACAUAGACGAGGCGCCUGUGCGAGGGCUUUGGGCAUGUCCAGCGGGCGAGGAUCAAUGCUGGACGAUCGCGAAGCCAUGUCUGGGAAGCGGGUCGAAGCAGGCAAGCUCGGAUCAGAUCCAAUGCACGGCUUCGAAUAGUACGUGGUGCUGCAACAGGUUGUGGGAGAUGUGCUCGAGCAACGGCAGCCAAACGGAAAUUUGUUUGGCAGCGAGGUUCGACAACCCUCUGGCAAACGUAGAUGCCUCGGUAGCAUCACAGAUUGCUAAAGACGCCAUCGCCUCCUCGCAGACGGGCGUCAUGCUGACGGUGCCAACGGCCGUGACCGAGAAGGUCUCCACAGUCGACAUGGUCGUGCCGGGCAUCAACAUCAUCCCCGCCUCAGAGUCCGCAAGCUUCACGCUCACCAGCGCGUUCGCAUCCGGAGCGGCGACAACCACGAGCGCGAGCUCCACAACCACCGCGUUGCUGAACAGCAUGAACAACAUGCCCGCCUCGAAACUCAGCGCCGGCGCCAUAGCCGGCAUCGUCGUCGCCGCGCUCGGCCUCAUCAUCCUAGCCUGCAUCGUUGCCUUCCUCGUCCGAAGGAGAAGGAAGCAACGCGCGACCGUCGUCCAGCGCGAAUCACCCUCGGAGAGCAACGACGGCCUUUUGGCCCCGUCGAGCGAGGCUGCCCCGAGCCCCCAGCCGCCAAUGGCAGCGGUAACGCCGCCAGCGGCGGCGGCGGCCGCUGCGCCGCAGGCCAUCUCUCCCCCCGCAACCCCGAAGAUCCGAACCUCGCAUUCGGUCAGGAGUGGGCCGGUGCAGGACAUGGGCAUCCCGCUCGAGAACGAGUCGCUGCUAGAGCCCAGCCCGCUGCAGACGUUGAUGAUACACGGUAGAUACCCCAACCGCUGAUUUACAAUAGCAUUCGUCUGAAAUUCCUUCCUCCCCCUCCCCCGCCCCCACUCACCUGCUGGUCCAAUAAAACUGCCGUGCUAAAUGUCACUUCUUCCUCUCCCUUGACUAUGCUCUGAGGCACGACAGACAUCACGUUGGUGAACCAAAAAAAAAAAAAAAAAAAA
Molecule: messenger RNA, 1797 nt
Organism: Verruconis gallopava
Lineage: Eukaryota; Fungi; Ascomycota; Dothideomycetes; Venturiales; Sympoventuriaceae
Exons: 2
Coding region: 593-1630 (345 amino acids)
Source: RefSeq, a predicted model, not a curated record